Molecule: messenger RNA, 408 nt
Organism: Hyla sarda
Lineage: Eukaryota; Metazoa; Chordata; Amphibia; Anura; Hylidae
Gene: FREY1
Product: Frey regulator of sperm-oocyte fusion 1
Exons: 3
Coding region: 81-368 (95 amino acids)
Source: RefSeq, a predicted model, not a curated record
CUGCUCCGACCUGGUCACAUGACUCUGCCCAUUGUGAUGUAAAAGGUUCUAUACCGUCAUCCAUACUGCGUGCUCGUGCCAUGGAGAGAAGACAUGUUUUCUGGCUUAUGUGCCUACUGCUUCUUCUACAUACGGCCACAUGUCCAAUUCCACUAAGAGCUCGUCGUGACAUCCCCGUCGAUUUUGAAGCUCUCGCUGAGAUGCCUGUAGAGCGGCCUGGACCUGAAGAUGAUUAUGGAUUGCUACCACACCACCCUUCCAUUCAUCUGCGAGUGACUCGCCGCCAGUCACCAGGGCUACUACAGGCCGGGAGAAGCAAACGCGAUGAUCCUGACAUUGGGGAGCUGUAUUACAAUGACCUCAUCUGAGACCGCUGGAUCCAGGAUCAUAAAUAAAAGAAAGUGCAAA